Messenger RNA from Panicum virgatum (switchgrass), 683 nucleotides. RefSeq lists its product as uncharacterized. The record is from RefSeq and is a predicted model, not a curated record. The coding region runs from base 57 to 407 and encodes 116 amino acids. NCBI's taxonomy places the organism in Eukaryota, Viridiplantae, Streptophyta, Magnoliopsida, Poales, Poaceae. The transcript has 2 exons.
CAUUACUACAACAUCCAAUUGGUGAUUCUCCAGUUCACCAAAGACCACACCAAGGUAUGGCCCAGCUGAGCUCUGCUGGCCUCCUGGCCGUGACGCUCCUCCUCCUUGCAGCUGCAGCAGCAGUUUCAGGUCAACCAUCUCCACAGUACACACUCCCAGCCUGCCAGAAUGACAUCGACGCACUGUGGCACAACUGCAAGCAGUACGUCCAGAAGGAGGGGCCCAAGCAGAAGCCGUCUUCCGCCUGCUGCAGAACCGUGCAGCACGCAGAUGCCCAUAAGUCCUGUGUCUGCGACUAUCUGGGCUCCCGCGAAGCCAAGGAGAAAUUAAGCAUGGAGAAGGUGUUCUACGUCACCAACCAGUGCGGUGUCACCGUCCCUGCAGGCUGUGGGUCAAAGCAGUCCUGAGACAUGAAACUGGCUGAACCUGAACGGAGAUUGCACAACACACACGCAAGGCAGCUAAAUAAAUAGAGUUGGUCAACUGUUAGUUUGAUGAUGUUGGAGUACAAGGUGUACUGGUGUUCACACAUAUAAACUCUAAUUAAUUACACAAUAUAUAUUUGUACCAAAGCUGAAAACAGUAGCUGGCUCAUGAGGAGCCAGACCGUCUUAUUUUCUUCCCUAAUGUAUGCAUAAAGCAGUAUAUAUAAGAAAUGGAAAAUUCUAAAAGGACUUUCUCUA